CAGGGUACAAAAUAAAGAUUCUCCUCCAAAAAAAAACCCCAUUUUUUUCCCGGCUAUAUUGUCUUCCAUCCUAGCCCCUACAUCAUAACUAGGAGAACACAUGGUCUAAAACUGAACUUCCAAAUUCCGCCAUCUGCCCCCCAUAUUUUACACAGACAAAACCCACUUCUCAAAAACCUCCCUCUCUGCAACUCUCUCUCUCUAGAUUUCUUCGUUUUUUAUCUGUAUAACGACUACACAACGAUUCUAGGGUUUGCAGAAUCUUCUCAUUGGUUUCACAGCUGGUGAAACCCUAAUAACCUCCCUAUACACUUCCUUUCCAAAGGAACGCCAUUCUCUGUGAUUGGCCGAAAAUCCCAUCUCGUUGUCUUCGAGGACUGGUGUCUACGGUUUUAUUCCAAUGCAAUUCCUCAAUUCCUUUCACUCUCUUCUCCACAUUUGCUCAAUUGGAUGAUUAUAGGGACACCCUCGUCUCUCAUGGAUUUUAGGGUUUAAAAACCUAAACUUUGCUCAAUUUUCGAAAUCAAAGUUGGGGUUUUAAUUAUUUGUAUUUUUCGGCACAUCUUUGUAUAUUUUCGUUCGUAAAUUUAAUUUGGGGGAGUGGUGGUGGAGGACAUUGUCAGGGGGAUGAAUAGUAUCUAUAGUGAACAGAUACUCGCGGACAAGCUCUCAAAGCUCAACAACACUCAACAGUGUAUUGAAACAUUGUCCCAUUGGUGUAUUUUCCACCGGAGCAAAGCGGAGCAGGUUGUUGCAACAUGGGAUAAACAGUUCCAUUGUUCAGAGAUGGUUCAGAAAGUUCCUCUUCUGUAUCUUGCAAAUGAUAUCCUACAGAACAGCAAACGUAAAGGAAAUGAAUUUGUUACUGAGUUUUGGAAGGUUCUUCCUUCAGCACUUAAAGAUGUUGUUGAGAAAGGGGAUGAUCAUGGAAAGAAUGUGGUCUCCAGAUUGGUUGCUAUAUGGGAAGAAAGGAGAGUUUUUGGAUCCCGUGCACGGAGCCUUACAGACAUAAUGCUUGGAGAAGAAUUGCCUGCGCCACUGGAGUUCAGCAAAAAAAGGUCUCGUUCUGUCAAAAUUGUAAAAAGGGAUUCAAGAUCCAUAAGAACGAAAUUGACCAUUGGAGGCACAGCAGAAAAAAUAGUAUCUGCAUUUCACUUGGUUCUCAGUGAACAUGCUAGUGAAAAUGAAGAGAUGAAUAAGUGCAAGACUACGGUCCACCGCAUGAAAAAGAUGGAGAAAGAUGUUGAUCUAGCCCUUGCAAAAGUGAAGGAUCCAAAGCGGAAAACUUUGGCCAAAGAAUUGGAGGAGGAGGAGAAUAUUUUGAAACAGUGUUUUGAGAAGCUUAAAGUUGUUGAAGCAAAUCGAAUGGCUCUUGUAUCUCAGUUACAAGAAGCACUGCAUGAACAGGAAUCUGAACUAGAGAAUGUUCGCACACAGAUGCAGGUAGCACAGGCACAGACAGAGGAAGCUAGCAACAUGCGGAAGCGGCUUGAUGAUGAAAAUUAUGUGGCGGAUUCAAAACCGUCUACUGCAACCCCACCAUCAGUAGAUGCCAACACAAAAGCAGGGAAAGAACCCAAGAAGACUGCUGCAGCAAUUGCAGCAGAGGUUGCAGACAGGCUUGCAGCUUCUAGCUCCUCACAAUACAUUAUGAGCUCUGUUCUUUCUUCAUUUGCAGCUGAAGAGGCCAAAAAUGCUGGCUUGACAAAGUCAUCAACAAGCAAUUCAAUGGCAAAACCUGAACAACCACAUACUAUUUCAGAUCCCAAUGUAUUUAUGUCAGCACAACCUCUAAAUCCAUCAAACAAUCCUUAUCAAUCGGUUUUGGUGAGCCAACCCACAAUUCAUAGUCAAAUUCCAAUCUCUCAAGCUCAGUACCAUACUCUUCCUAACGCACCUUCCCAGCCAUAUUUGCAACCGUCAGGAGGGAUUGUGAGCUCAUAUGGUUAUGCCAGCAUUCCCCCCUUGCCACCAGCACCAUCGCCACCUCCACCCCUACCCCUCUCAUACAUGGUGAACCCAAUGAUGCCUUUGACUCAACAACAACUGCAGAUAAAUCAUCAUCAGCCACUAACUUUGGGCCAUCAGCCCUCGGCAUUAACUCAGCAGCAGCCAAUACCAUUACCUCAGCAACCACAUGCACCUCCUAGUUUUCGGCCUCUUGGCCCAAUUCAGCCUCCUGGGAUGAUGUACUAUGCUCAACCUUAUCAUUCACAGUGAAAGAGAACCUUUAGUAAGUAGACUUGUUCCAUCAAUUAGGGUUUUCUGGAUAAUAUUUAAUUUUGUGCAAAUUGGCUUUGUUCAGAUGAUAGAUACAGAAAGGUCUUACAAUAACUGGUACAUGCACAUAGAGAGCAAUUCAUAGUGCAGGUGAAGAAUAGUGGGUUCGCUUUUAAUUUUUGGGCCUUGUCCGAGCUAGGGUUGAUGGACGAUCAUGGUGAACACCCAUUGUUGCCAAAAUCAUUAUAAUUAAACUUGUACAAUGAUGGCCUAGCAGUAGCUGACAAUUUUGUAUUUGCAAAUCAAACCAGAUAAAAUCAUUUCUUUGUUUACUUAGAUAAUUUUGAAAUCUCUGAGAGUAAUAUUUUUCCUCCAAUCCUCUGUAUACAACCAACAUUGUCUACUGUUAACCCUAUAUCAUGCGACAGAGUUUUAGUUUCUUAUUUUCAGUAUUCAUGCAUCUGCUCAGGUGGGUGCUCAAGGGGAACAUUUGUAAUUGUUUACUUC
Ilex paraguariensis (yerba mate) is the source of this 2727-nucleotide messenger RNA. NCBI's taxonomy places the organism in Eukaryota, Viridiplantae, Streptophyta, Magnoliopsida, Aquifoliales, Aquifoliaceae. The record is from the annotation of a GenBank genome assembly.